Molecule: messenger RNA, 1044 nt
Organism: Effrenium voratum
Lineage: Eukaryota; Dinophyceae; Suessiales; Symbiodiniaceae
Source: the annotation of a GenBank genome assembly
AUGGGGUCGAAUCGCACCACAACGCUGCGUUGUAUCUUCACCAUGCUCGGGGACCCUUCGGGUCUCUCCCACGCUGAAGCGGCAGAUUCCCUAUUCCUGAUUUUAGAUGUUUUCUGCGGAAGGAAUGGCCCAUGUUCGGAAACACUCACAGAGGCAAAGGGACACCGAUGGGGAUGGGACAUUUCUGAUGUUUUCCUUUUCAGGUCCAAUGAUCGGCUGGCACAAAUUCAGGAGCCGGGCAGGAGUUUGAUCCACAUCCCUUCCACAGGGCCUGGGUAUCGCGGUGUCAGCGACGAUUCCAACUUCGCGGGGGACCGCAGAGAGUCCUUCAACCUUCGAAUGCCCCAAUCGAUGUCGAACGAACUUUGCGGGAUGGGCGAAAACCGAUGGCCCAGCUCCGCGGAAUGGAACGAAGAGUUCCGAAGCAGCAGCGAGGAAUACUUCCAGCUGUGCUUCCAGACCUGCAGUGAACUACGCAGGGCCUUGGCGCACGAGAAGUGUUUGGGGCCGUUCUUGGGCAGUGAGGCGAAUUCGGACAGGGCCUUUGCCAGAUCUAGCAGCCUACUCGGCUUCACCCAUUACAACUAUAACGACUUCAAGCCGAGCGCUGGAUAUGUUGUGGCAGAUGCUUCAGAGCAGGUUUUCGGCAUUCGUCCACAUCAAGACGAUGGCCUCUGCACCUUGUUGUACACCGACGGCCAGCCAGGGCUGGAAUAUGCCAAGUGUCGUAGCGCGGGAUCGAUGUUCUUCGCUGAGAGCUGUCGCAGUGAUGAGCAGUUUUCGAAGGACAUCCUCUGGGAAGAAGUGCCCUUCCUACCUGGUCAUUGGAUCGUGAACCUCGGCACCGACUUGUUCCGUUGGGCGCAGCAGCGCUCAAAGGAGACUUCGGAUUGCCGCAGCUGCAAAGCCACGCUGCACCGAGUGGUGCCCAAGUGCCGCGAGAGGUAUUCCAUGCCUUUCUUCUACGAGCCAAACUUGGAUGCCAUGGAUCCAUGCCAGCCUCACAAGAAGAGAUAUGAAUACUUGAUUGAAGAUGCCAAGUGA